Messenger RNA from Ruditapes philippinarum (Manila clam), 2468 nucleotides. Its product is annotated as alpha-1,3-mannosyl-glycoprotein 4-beta-N-acetylglucosaminyltransferase C-like. The record is from RefSeq and is a predicted model, not a curated record. Lineage: Eukaryota; Metazoa; Mollusca; Bivalvia; Venerida; Veneridae. The coding region runs from base 198 to 1676 and encodes 492 amino acids. The transcript is spliced from 5 exons. Gene Ontology annotation, molecular function: acetylglucosaminyltransferase activity. Gene Ontology annotation, biological process: protein N-linked glycosylation.
UCUACACUACUGAUUUAAGAACAGAAGACGCUUCAUCUAUGUAUUAAUGAUAUUGUAACUGAUACUAUUAUAACAAAUACAUAAAUGACAUUCUAUAUAUGGCUAUAUUUUGUUAUCGUGCGUUUGACAGAGUUAAUUUUUCUUAAAAUGUGAGAAAAUUUAAAACCUUUAUUUAGGAUAAACAUAAUAAUUGGAGAAUGAUUUCAAAACAGAAUAUUAAAGUUAGCUUAGGUAUUCUUCUUUUCGUGUACAUGUGUAUACAGUUAUUUAUAGUGCAAAUGGAAAAGUUUAAGUCAAAGCCUUCACAAAUGAUUACCUACGAUCCAGUGUCCAAAAGUAUUGCUAUUUUCCCAAACAGCACGACUUCUUUCCCAAACAGCACGACUUCUUUGCCAAACAGUAUGACUGCUUUAUCCAGUUGGACCACCACACGAAAUGUGCCACUUCAACAAAGUAAAUGUAAUAGAUCAGUCAGUCUCAUUAGAGGACAUCUGAGGCAAUAUCAAGGGUUUCUUACCUUAGGAUUAUGUACAGUCCCGAGAUCAAAGGCAACGUACUUAAAAGAUACGCUCACGUCUCUGAUUCAUCACAUGACAAAUGAACAAAAAGAAAAGAUCGUGAUCAUUGUGUUUCUAGGAUUUCACAAUAAAUCUGAUGUUGAUGCAACCGUUCAUAUGAUUGAACAUAACUUCAAUGAUAGCCUUUCUACGGGAGGUUUACAAAUAAUUCAACCAGCUGAAAGUGUCUAUCCGGACUUUAGUAAAAUGACAAAACAAACCUUCAACGAUUCUAUGAAGAGAGUUCACUGGAGGACAAAGCAAAAUAUUGACUUUGCUUAUUUGUUUGGCUAUUCUGAGAAAUUGUCGAAAUACUAUAUACACGUGGAAGAUGACGUUGAGGCCACUCCUAAGUACAUAAACAUAAUCACGGACUCUUUAAUCAAAGAAGAAAAAGCAAAGCACCAUUGGUUUGUGUUGGACUUUGGGCAAGGUUUCAUUGGAAAACUUUUCAGAUCAAGUGACCUGUGUAUGAUCAAAGACUAUCUUUUGCUCUUUCAAGAUCAAAAACCUUGUGAUAUGUUAUUAGAAGAUCUACAACAAAUUCAAUUGCAUAAUUUUAAAAAAGUAAGUAAGGUCAAGAAAGUCUUCAAACAUCGAGGAAAAUAUUCAUCUUUAGAAGGUAAAAUAGUUCCGGAUGAAAAAGCGAAAGUGACCUCGAAAAAAUCGUUAUUAAUAACAACUGAACCUUUGUAUGUUUCUAAUUUAACUUCAAACCCACCAGCUAUUAUUGAGACAACAUUUAAAACGUAUUCCAAUUUCACGCCGGAAUAUGCUUAUGAGAUCAAUAGCACGUUGUUUUUCUGGGCUACAGUACCUAAGGUCGGAGAAUAUUAUAGAGUGAAAUUACAGUUCCCGGUGCUGUGUUCACGCAUUGCAGUUCGCACAGGUGCACCUAAAACAGGAACGGAUAGAUUAGAAAACGCAGAGAUUGUUAUUAGUUAUAAGUCUACCAAUGACGGAACAUGUAAGGGCAAGAAAUCUGUUGGAAUUUUAUCGCAUGGUAAAUUUGAGCAGACGUUCGUUCAACCACAAGCGUUGAAAUGUUUAGAAAUUAUCAUGACGAAGAGACAGAAAAAUUGGUUAAUUAUAUCUCAAAUAGAAAUAGAAACGAAAUAAUAUUAAAAUGCAAAAUAAUAUUUAUGUAACGUCAUACGUUUUGACAAGUACGCAAUUCAUUCAUGAAGUCCAAGAAUUAACUGAAGUUACCUCCCAUGAUGUUCAGUUUUUGUAUACAUUGCUUGCAAUGUAUACAGAGUUAUAGUUGUAUUUCAGAUUUAGUACACCUAACCUGUUUUGCUGAACAACAUCCACAUUUGGAUGAAACCUCGAUAAAAGUAGAUCCUCAUUUUGCAGGAUUGUCACAUUAGGAUCACUUUUUAUUAAUAUACUGUUUGCAUAGUGGUCAAUAAGCUUUGAAAGUUCAAAACUAUGAACUUUCAGUUUAAAUAAACAUUUUCUAAACAUGAAAGCAAAAAAUAUGAAAAUUUCUAUUUCAUUCAUAAAAGCGUUGUGUAAACCUACGCUUCAAACUUCGUAUCCACGCAUGCGCGUGCAAGAAUGAAUGAAUUACGACAGACUUUGUAUAAAAAUAUGUCCAACAUCCAAAAUUAAUAUUAAAUCAAACAAGUAAACCUUAUUUACUUUUAAAUAUAGACUUGCAUACUUUUUCUAUUUCAAACUGUUUUAGAAAACGAGCAUAUACAUAUAUAUAUGUCUUAUUUAGUGUUAUGUAACAUUGUAAGCGUCUGUAUGAAUGGAUUAAAGUUUACGUUCUGAAAACGUAUUGUCAUAUAAUUGCAUAUAAUAGAACCCUAUCAAUGUGGUGGCUUCGGAGGAGUAUGCAAUUAUUUGUUUCACACCUGCAGUGUGAAGUAUUUCUGCCACUUUAGUGAAAUAUAUCGUCCAAAA